AUGUCAUCUCGCACGGCCGAGGCCAAGAGCAUUGCAAGCAGUGAUGAUCUGAGGCUGGUGAAUGGAAGCAGUCCCUGUGCUGGGAGAGUGGAGAUUCUUCAUGAGGGACAGUGGGGGACAGUUUGUAGUUUUGGCUGGGAUAUAGAGGAUGCAGGAGUUGUGUGUAAACAGCUGGGCUGUGGAUCUGCUGUAUCAACACAAAAUGCUCACUUCGGAGCCGGUUCUGGAACCAUCUGGCUGGCGCUUGUUUCCUGCAGCGGCUCUGAAUCUGCCCUGCGGGACUGUGGGUCAUUGGGGUGGGGUAAGACCUCUAGCUGCACACACGCCUUGGACGCUGGAGUGAUCUGUUCAGGAGUGCGGCUCAGUGGUGGCAGCGAUCUCUGCUCUGGGAGAGUUGAAGUACUGCGUGGGAGCGCCUGGAACACGGUCUGUGAUGCUGGCUUUGACCGGCAGGAUGCAGAGGUUGUCUGUCGGCGACUGCAGUGUGGAAUUCCUCUAGAGGUGCUGGGAGCUGCUCGUUUCGGUAAGGGGCAGGGUCCGGUCUGGUCAGAGGAGAUCCAGUGCAGUGGAAAUGAGUCCGGGCUCCAUGGCUGCCCCACCUCAUCCAGGGAGCAGCCAAGCUGCACACAUGCAAACGAUGUGGGCCUUGUCUGUGUUGGCGGUGGUGAUCUGAAGCUGGUGAAUGGAGGCAGUCCCUGUGCUGGGAGAGUGGAGAUUCUUCAUGAGGGACAGUGGGGGACAGUUUGUAGUGGUGGCUGGAAUAUAGAGGAUGCUGGAGUUGUGUGUAAACAGCUGGGCUGUGGAUCUGCUGUAUCAGCACCACACAAUGCUCACUUCGGAGCCGGUUCUGGAACCAUCUGGCUGGCGCUUGUUUCCUGCAACGGCUCUGAAUCUGCCCUGCGGGACUGUGGGUCAUUGGGGUGGGGUGUGACCUUUUUCUGCACUCACGCCUUGGACGCUGGAGUGAUCUGUUCAGCAGUGCGGUUAAGUGGUGGCAGCAACCUCUGCUUUGGGAGAGUUGAAGUAGUGCAUGGGCAGAGCUGGGGAACGGUCUGUGAUGCUGACUUUGACUGGCAGGAUGCAGAGGUUGUCUGUCGGGAGCUGCAGUGUGGAAUUCCUCAAAAGGUGCUGGGAGCUGCUCAUUUCAAGGAGGGGAAUGGUACACUUUGGUCGGAGGAGAUCCAGUGCUUUGGCAACGAAUCCCGGCUCUAUGACUGUCGCACUACAGACACGAAGAAGCAGAGCUGCACACACAGGAACGACGUGGGCCUCGUCUGUUUCGGGUACACUGAGUACAGGCUGGUGGGUGGCCCGGACUCCUGUUCUGGUCGAGUGGAGCUGCAGUACGUCAGUCAGUGGGGGACGGUCUGCGAUCGCUAUUGGGAUCUACAGGACGCCACAGUUCUCUGCAAGCAGUUGAAUUGUGGGUACGCUGUAUCAGUCCCAGGGCAGGCCUGGUUUGGUGAAGGCAGCGGUGAUGUACGGGCUGAUAUAUUCGACUGUGAUGGCAGUGAGACACACAUAUCAAAUUGCUCCAUCUCUGCAUGGGGACGAGGUGCCUGCACUCAUAGCAAUGAUGCAGGAGUGAAAUGUUCAGGUCCAUUGCUACCAGCACAAGCAGGUCGAGUCGGGCCUCUACCAAGUAAAUGCAACACCAGUAAUGAAGGGACCACGCUGUGCUCAGAUCACACGGCCCUCAGGCUGGUUGGGGGAGGAGGUGCCUGCGCUGGGAGGGUGGAGGUUUAUCACAACGGCUCCUGGGGGACGGUCUGCGAUGACUCCUGGGACCUGGCAGAUGCUGAGGUGGUGUGUAAGCAGCUCCAGUGUGGGACGGCACUCAACGCCUCAGUGUCAGCCUCCUUCGGCCAGGGGACCGGACCCAUCUGGCUGGACGAGCUGCGCUGUCAGGGGAACGAAUCGACUCUGUGGGAGUGUGCCUCAGGAGGGUGGGGGCAACACAACUGCAGACACAAGGAGGACGCGGGAGUCGUGUGUUCAGAGUUCAAGGAUCUUAGACUGGCUGAAGGCUGCUCUGGACCAAUAGAGGUUCUCUACAAUGGCACCUGGCGUAGUGUCUGCAGCAACAGAAUGACACAGAUUACAGCUUCAGUGAUAUGUCAGCAGCUGAACUGUGGAGAAAGUGCUGCCAUUAGAGAUGCACAAUCCAGGCUGAGUUCUGUUUACAAAUGGCUUGAUGAAGUGAACUGCCGAAGACACGACUCUACACUGUGGCAGUGUCCAUCCUUACCCUGGGGUCAGACAAAUUGCAAAAACUAUGAGGUGGCUGCGAUUGAGUGCACAGUGAAAGAGAAGCCGUCUGUCACCAGCAUACCCAAGUCAUGCUCUGAAGACCUCACUCAAGAGCACUGCUCAGAGCCAGCAGAGCUGAGGCUAGCUGGAAGCUCAAGUCCCUGCUCCGGACGGGUGGAGGUGCGGUUCGAGGGGUCCUGGGGGACAGUCUGCGGUGACUCCUGGGACCUGAAGGACGCCCAGGUGGUCUGCAGACAACUAGGCUGUGGGGCAGCAGAGAGCACAGGGGGGGGUGAGGCUACGUUUGGACAAGGGAACGGCACUAUCUGGCUGGAUGAGGUGAACUGCAGGGGCAGCGAGAUGCACCUGUGGGACUGCCGGCACUCUCCACUGAGACACAAUGACUGCGACCACAAAGAGGACGCAUGGGUUACCUGUGCAGGUGUUCCAACUACUAUCAGCUCUCCAUUGAAAACAGGAACCUCUCCAUCCGGGCUGCAGCCACAGAGAGACAUGACCAUCCCAGUGAUAGCCUGCAUCGUACUGGGAGCUCUGCUGGUGUUGGUCCUGUUAGCCGGGCUGCUGCAGCACAACAGGAUGCUGAGGAGAGGGAUUGCUGAGGAGGAGCUUGACCCCUUCCAUGAAGCCGUUUACGAGGAGAUUGAGUACAAACUGGCCAGACAGGGAUCCUAUGAUGCGCCCAGGAGAGGUGAGUAAGAGGGGAGGGGGAGUGGAGAAAGAGAGAGCCAACACACACAUCACACUGCCACACAAUCCACAAACAUGACUCAAAGCAGCAGACUUGUAAACCUCUCAUCACAGGAAACAC
Acipenser ruthenus (sterlet) is the source of this 3079-nucleotide messenger RNA. Its product is annotated as scavenger receptor cysteine-rich type 1 protein M130-like. Gene Ontology annotation, cellular component: membrane. The record is from RefSeq and is a predicted model, not a curated record. NCBI's taxonomy places the organism in Eukaryota, Metazoa, Chordata, Actinopteri, Acipenseriformes, Acipenseridae.